Saccoglossus kowalevskii is the source of this 534-nucleotide messenger RNA. RefSeq lists its product as uncharacterized. Gene Ontology annotation, molecular function: DNA binding. Gene Ontology annotation, biological process: DNA recombination; DNA integration. NCBI's taxonomy places the organism in Eukaryota, Metazoa, Hemichordata, Enteropneusta, Harrimaniidae. The record is from RefSeq and is a predicted model, not a curated record.
AUGACCCCUUCAGUCACAGCUUUUGACGCCCGCAUUCAUCUCUCACGGGGCAGCGUCGGAUACGACACCACAGGUUUGAUCAUUCGUAUCACAUGUUUCAAAACCAUACAGUUCGGUGAACGGGUACUGCACAUUCCCAUCCUGGCUAUCCUUGGCUCCGCCCUCUGCCCAGUAUCAGCAUACAAGCAGAUGGUGGACAUGUUGCCAGCACCUUCAGAAGCUCCCCUGUUUCUUGCACCGUCAUCUACCGGCAGCCUGCAUCCUUUGACCUACCAGUCUUUCGUUCGACAUCCGCGAUCAUUGCUCAGCUCCACAGGGCUGGACCCAAACAGCUACUCCGGUCACAGCUUUCGUCGUGGAGGUGCCUCCUUCGCAUUUCAGUUAGGAGCAGACCCUGAAUCAAUUAAAGCGCAAGGCGACUGGCAUUCACAAGCUUACCUGCUCUACAUGGAAUCCUUAUUCAGUCGUCGCCUCCGGACGGCAUCAUGCAUUCGCGCUGCUAUCAAGUCUGGCCAAGUCGAUCUGACACUUUGA